AUUUUUCCAAAUCUUUUCUUCACUUCUUCAAAUUCAUCAAAAACCCAUAUCACCAAAAUGAUGCAAAUCCCUUCAUACGGCGUCGUAGAGCCUUUUCCGGUUAACAAUUCCGGCGAAUUUCCGGUAUUUUGCCGGAGCACUAGCUUCAACAGCCUCAUACCAUGUUUAACGGAAACCUGGGGUGACUUACCGUUAAAGGUUGAUGAUUCAGAAGAUAUGGUUAUUUACGGUAUAUUACGUGACGCCGUUAGUGCUGGAUGGACGCCGUUUAAUUUAUCUAGUAAAGAAGUUAUAAAAGUUGAGUCAGCUGAAUUAGAAACGGAGCCGGCUAGUUUAACAAUUCUCCCUGUGGCUCCGGCUAAGUUGGAAGAAUCGGCUUCGGAGUCGGCUUCAACAUCCGUCGGCGCGGCUCCGAAGGAGAAACAGUCAAAACACUACAGGGGUGUGAGACAAAGACCGUGGGGGAAGUUCGCGGCUGAGAUAAGGGACCCGGCUAAGAGUGGCGCGAGGGUGUGGCUUGGGACGUAUGAAACGGCUGUGGAGGCUGCAACGGCUUAUGAUAUAGCCGCUUACAGGAUGCGUGGUUCGAAGGCUUUGUUGAACUUUCCACAUAGGAUUGGAUUGAAUGAGCCGGAGCCGGUUAGAGUUACGUCUAAAAGAAGGUCGCCUGAGCCGUCGACUUCGGCUUCGUCGGCUUCUGUAAGUGGCUCUCCUAAAAGGAGGAAGCAAGUGGAGCCGGAAGUGCAAAGCCGAUCAUCAAAUGUGGCUGAAGCCGUUACUAGUUAAGAAAUUUGAGCCGACCCGAUUUGUUGAUAGAGUUUGUUAAUGAUACCGGAUGGGGCCCAUGGGUAUCGUAGAAAAUAGAACCGAGAAGGACCCGGAGAGUAUUAGAUUUGGAUUGAAUGAAGUACCGAGUAUGCCCUGCACCCAAGUAAGGGUGAUGUAAAUGGAAUGAGGUCAUAACGGGAAUUUGGUCCUUUUAAUGGUUAUAUUUUAAGUAUAGUGUGUGACCUUUGGGUGGUUGAAGAGUUUUAAAUUCUUGUUUAAUUUUAUAUUUGUUUAAUUUUAUAUUCGUUAUUGUAGAGACUAA
Molecule: messenger RNA, 1090 nt
Organism: Helianthus annuus (common sunflower)
Lineage: Eukaryota; Viridiplantae; Streptophyta; Magnoliopsida; Asterales; Asteraceae
Product: ethylene-responsive transcription factor 2
Exons: 1
Coding region: 58-786 (242 amino acids)
Biological process (GO): regulation of DNA-templated transcription; ethylene-activated signaling pathway
Molecular function (GO): DNA binding; DNA-binding transcription factor activity
Source: RefSeq, a predicted model, not a curated record